AUGGAGGAUCCAUGGGGUUCUCCUUGGACCAACGAUUCACCACCAAAGAUAGACCUUCCCGCGCCGCCGCCGAAUGCGCACUUCACCGCGGACCACUUGGGCAGCUCGCAGCGCGCCUCACCUGCUCUCGCGCCAUGGAACGAUGAAGAUGACGCUUGGGGCGGUUGGACUGAAGCGGGUAAGGAUGGCAGUCCCCGAUGGGGAAGAAGUCCUGGGUUGCGACCUAUCGGGGGGAGCCCUUCUGGUUCGAGGUUACCGUCGCCAACGCCAGAUCCGUGGGGUCGACCGCCGACGUUUGAUACUGUACGUUCGAAGAAGGAGGAUAACGGAGAUUCUGCGAUUAGUCUCGGUGAAGGACUGCGGCCGAUUUUAGGGCGGGUUGCGACGAGGUCGCCAUCUCCCGCGCGCUCAUUUAAGGAGAAUACGGCAGAUAUAUGGCAGCAACCAGAUCCGGCGCUUUCGAUCAGGAGCUUGACUCCUUUGCCGAACGAAGAUGAAGGACGACCGGGUUCGCCGGAUGGGGCGCCUAGGCCUGCCUUGCAACCCGAGAUGAGACAACCUCCUUUACGACAAUCGUCCAACAAAGUUUCGGAAUUGGUGGAAAUGUUUGAUGACAUUUCUAAGAGAAAUCACAGUGUGUCACCUGUCGAUCCAUCUAUGCGAAAGGUUUCGGGAAAUGCAUCUUCGGCUGGGGAUGUCGCAUCUGAGCUUGGAGCGAAUGGACUCGAACAGCACGAGGAAGAUUUAAAAACGAAAUCCGAUUCUGGAAUGGAGCUAGAAGAUGAUUUGAAAACAGAAAAAGAGCCCGAGCCGAAGUUGCCUGAACCAGAGGCGAAGGAGUCGGAAUCUGAGCCUGAGCCGGAAUCCGAGUCAGAACCAGAAACAGAAACAAGAUUUGAAGAUGCUUCUGAAGAACUGCCAGACCACGAAAAGGAAGUUGCGGAAAGUGAGACGAAAGAGUUGCCUAAGGAAGAAGGAGACCAAACAGAAUCGGAUUCAUGGUCAGAUUUUGAAUCGCCUCCUCAAGAUACUCUUCAGAAGGAGACCCAGGAGCCCGAACCAGAAGCCCCUAAUGAGCAACCGCUCGUAGUGGAAACCUCAACAGAGGAAGAGACACCUGCGGAGCCAGCGCCAGUACGGCCGAAGCCACCUUCGGAGCCUUUCGCAAUUGACAUGUCAAAGCUCGAUGACCUCUUCCCCUCAGUCGACACUUCCUUUCCAUCACCAGAGCCAGUCCCCGAUGUAAUUAUUGACGAUAGCUUUACUGCUAUAUCUGAGCGCAAAGCUUGGUAUCUCAUGUCAAGGCCCGGCUCGAUGCGGAAACACAACAUGGGAGACGAUGAAAACUAUGUACGUGUGGGAUGGAACAACUCUCAUGUACGUGAGCAGUCCAUAAGAAUUGUGAGACGAUGGAUGGAGGAAGAUUCUAUUACUGGACGUGUCGUUCUUGGCCGAAGAGGCGGUGCUGCUGGUGCGAAGAUAUUCAACUGGGAUUCCUCAGCACCAUCAACCGAGUUUUCAAUUUCAGAACUCCUCGCGCGCAAGAACCAUUCGAGACAGACCUCAGCGGCCUCUAAGGGUGUAGCAUCACCUACAGCGGCAUCGUUUGGAUGGGGCCAUGCUCCCCUUCCCUCGCCUACUGCUGCUGCACCGCCAUCUGUGCCUCGCACUUCUGAUGUCAGUGAGCCUGAACCGGCUUCGACUACUGAAUCAUCACCUGUCGAGGCUACAAAGACAUCUCCUGUUUCAAAGACGAGGCCACCGCCUCUCGAAUCCCCUCCAAGACCGUGUAUUACUGAGGAGCCUCCCUCACCUAUCAAGCCAAUACCACUGGAACCUACAAACCGACCUAUAUCUAUAUCACAACCUCUACCCUUCCCUUCAUCUCCUACAGUUUCAGAGCCUCAGUCUCCCAUGAACACUACCGCCCUCUUAGGGAACAACCGACCUGUAUCAAUCUCACAAGCACCAAGAUCCCCUCUUGCACAGCCUCCAACAAACGCAGGAUGGGGCGAUGACGAGGACGACGAUGAUGAUUGGGGAGACAUGGUAUCUUCACCUAUAGUCGAAACAAACGGCGGGUUUGCUUCUAUGAAUGCGAUUGUGAAUGCCGAAAGAGCUAACGACAAAGAAAACACUGGAAAAUCCUUGAUUGCAGGCCAAUCUCCGAUGGUAGAGUCUUUCAAGGAUGAGCCUGAGGCGGAGUCGCAAUCCAAUGGUCGUCUUUCCAUGGAUACCUUGGCAGUACCAUCGCAAGACCUUGCGCCUAACAACCCUCGACUAACGGGGCACCACUGGAAUAAACCGCAAGCAUUACAAAAUGCGGCCUUGGGCCAUUCCCGAUCCACGACUAUUGACCUGCUUACUUCACCUAGAAAGGUGCCAAUGCCUGGUCACUUGCGAUCGACAACAAUCGAUUUGGGAAACCCCCGCUCGCCUCUGAAUGGAUUUUCAUCUGCAAACCUGACUCCUACUGAGGCGAAAUCUUCUGUUGAACAAACAAAUAAAGCCAAUAGCUGGGACUCUUGGGGGUUGGGACUGAUUGAUGACUCCAACAGACCAGUCAGUCCAGAAAACGACAGCGCAGCCGCAAACCAGAAACCGCAAACAUUAACAACACCCCUUGACACACUGAAGGGCAACUCUACACCCAAGAAACCACGGCCUAUGUCACUACCUCCUCCUCCCCGACCACAGACAAUCACAGAGUCUUCAGAAGACGAUAAAAUUGUUGCAAAUAUUCUCCGAGAUCUUCCAGAUCUCUCUUACAUGUUACGAUAA
Fusarium pseudograminearum CS3096 is the source of this 2781-nucleotide messenger RNA. RefSeq lists its product as uncharacterized. The coding region runs from base 1 to 2781 and encodes 926 amino acids. The record is from RefSeq and is a predicted model, not a curated record. The transcript has a single exon. NCBI's taxonomy places the organism in Eukaryota, Fungi, Ascomycota, Sordariomycetes, Hypocreales, Nectriaceae.